UUGACCCCCAAGUCCGGAGUUACCCUUCUUCUCCAAAAAUGGCCAUGCCAUUUUUGAAUUUAUCAGACAACUCCCUCAAUUUUGAAAAAUUCAAAAAGAACCCCAAGAAGCAUUCCAAUCUGAAAUCCUUGUGGGCUUUCUUGUUAUCCAUUUUCAUUUAUAUUUCAGUGUUGUACAUUUUCAACCUCUCACCUUCUGCUCUCUUUUAUACCACCAACUUCUGGUUUUUCAUAUCAAACACUCUCAUUCUCAUCAUUGCAGCUGAUUUUGGCGAAUUUUCUUCGUCCGAAGACGACCAUACUUUCUACCAAGAGUACGUGAAAAACACAGUAGGAGCAAAAACUGCUCCAUCUCUCCAACCCCAAUACGUGAAAAUCGUCGAGAAAACGGCGACGAACGAUCAAAAAGAAGAGGUUGAUGAAAAACCGCAAGAAAAGAUAAUAAACAUGGUAGUGACUACUGCUGUCGCCAAACAUGAUCAGAAUCAUCAAAACAAGAAAAAUAAACAUCAAAGUUUCAUCAGGACCACAGAAACAGACGUCGUAGAUGAUGAAGAAAGCCGGAACAACGAAAAGCUCGAUACGAAGAAGGAAGAAAUGAUGAUCAGUAUCAAGCCAGAAGUUGGAAUAGGAAACCCUGAACAGAACAUGGGUGACCGACGGAGAUGUGUUGGGAGCAAUUCGGAGAAUGGUGUGAUUAUGGUGGCGGCGGCUGAAGACAGUGAGGAAAAGAUGGUUCUGCGGAGGACGUCAUCUGAGAAAAGGGAUGAGGAAGAAAACGAGUUUUCAAGGAUGUCGGAUGAAGAACUGAACAGAAGAGUUGAGGAAUUCAUUCGAAGGUUUAACAGGCAGAUGAGGCUUCAAGCUGCCAAGACCCGACGGAAUUCUCAUCAGCUGAUGAACCCGAUUUAGAAAUCCAGGAGAGAUCGUGCGCGCGGGGGGUUCAGAAACACUGUUUUGUUUGCAUCUGUUGUCUUAAUAUUUUGCUGAUGUAAGUAGCUAGCUAGAGGCUUUUAGAUCUUUUUGCAGAGUUUCUUUGGGUCCAUUAUUCAUAUGCAUCUCUCAACUUAUACCACGUUAAUUCCAAAUAGGAUUCAAUGUAAUUUACCCAUAUAAUAUUGCAAA
Messenger RNA from Sesamum indicum (sesame), 1124 nucleotides. RefSeq lists its product as uncharacterized. The record is from RefSeq and is a predicted model, not a curated record. Lineage: Eukaryota; Viridiplantae; Streptophyta; Magnoliopsida; Lamiales; Pedaliaceae.